AUGGCAUUUGAUGUCCACCGAGUCCCAAAUCUUCCUCAACCAAUCCUUCAUUAUGACAUUAACGACAAAAAGGAAGCUUGGAGAUUGGCUGUUCGAAUCAUUGAUUCAUGGAGUGUUGUUAAUAGUAAGAUUAUCGAACAUUUGGAGAUGGUUAUUGUGGAUCCAGCGGGUGAUAGGAUUCAAAUUUUGAUUUGUGUUGAUCUUACACCUAAGUGGAAAUCAAGAAUUCAAGAAAAUAUGACUUGCAUAAUCAACAACAACACUGUUUUUGAUAAUAUUUUUCAUUGGAAGUUGUGUGAUCAUUUUAAAAAAAUUGUGUUUCUUGAUGGUACGAUUUUAAAAGCUAUAAAUGUUCAAAAUCUUCCUCCUAUGAGGUAUUAUUUCAAAGAGUUUUCUGAAAUUCUUAGAGGCAAAUGUCAGCUUAACAGACUUGAAGAUGAUAUUAGUGUUAUACAUGAGAUCAACAAUAUGCAAUCAAACACACCAGGAAAGAAGACAUUUGUUUCACUCAAUCUGAAAGAUUUGAGUGGUAACUUUGUUAACUGCACAUUAUGGGAGAGCUAUGGAUGUAAAUUUUUGGACUAUUACAACGACGCGAAUAAUAGUGGUGCUAUUAUUAUCAUACUAACUCAUGCAAUGAUCAAGGAUUCACAGGGUUUGUUCAUCUUUAUUAUUGGUGAAGAUGACCCCAUGGUAUAUCCUGAUGAGCUUGACAUGCUUUUGGGAAAUAAGAUGACUUUCAGAGCUAAAGCUCAGAGUCUUCCUGUUAGGCAAAAUGGUGUCAUUGAUCAUGUUGAUAUUUCCAUGGAGUCGUUAUCAGCAUUUGGAGAAAAUGAUCCUGACAAGAGUUUGGCUAGUACGCCUUCAAAGGAUGUCUCUGCUACUGUUGAUGUUGAAGAUUCGGAUUUUUAG
Messenger RNA from Vicia villosa (hairy vetch), 912 nucleotides. RefSeq lists its product as uncharacterized. Lineage: Eukaryota; Viridiplantae; Streptophyta; Magnoliopsida; Fabales; Fabaceae. Bases 1 to 912 code for a protein of 303 amino acids. The record is from RefSeq and is a predicted model, not a curated record. The transcript has 8 exons.